Molecule: messenger RNA, 1407 nt
Organism: Aplosporella prunicola CBS 121167
Lineage: Eukaryota; Fungi; Ascomycota; Dothideomycetes; Botryosphaeriales; Aplosporellaceae
Exons: 2
Coding region: 1-1407 (468 amino acids)
Source: RefSeq, a predicted model, not a curated record
AUGUCUUUCAUAAACUGGCAAUUUUACAACAAUAAUCGGAACCAAGACCGACCUUCAGAUGAACAGGAUGGCCCAUCGCAUCGGUAUCCGACUAGACAUAGCAUCAACGGACAUCAAUCCAGCGCCGUAGGUGUGAAUCAGAGCCAACUGGAAAAUCUUCGCAAUGAAAACAACAGACUUCACACCAAGGUCGACAAUCAACGCCGAGAGAUUCAGAUAAAAGAGAGAAAGUGGAAAAAUGUUGUCCAACAAAAGAAGAAUCUAGAAGCACAGAAUUUGAAGUUCAAGGAACUACUUAAUGGUAACUCUAGAGAUACCAGCGACAUUGAAGAGAGGAUUCUUCACUACAAACAACGGAACGAGUACUUGGAAGCGCAGGCCAACCACAUGCAGGAAAAACUGGAUGCCUGCAUGAUCGAGCUUAGGAGCGCCCAACAGACAACCUUUGAGAAAGCUAAGACGGUCUGGGCUCCAGAGGAGGACAGGACGAUCCGAGAAUUGAUUGAGGAACUCUUUAAGUCAGUCCGAGCGUGGUCCAAGAAACACUGCGCCGCAGUCAGCGACUGGUCUCACUUUGAAGACGAAGAAACCCUGAAGAAAUUAUUCUGUGAAAUUCAGGUAGUGGCAGACAUUCCGGACAUGAACGCUUUGAUAGAAUUCAAACAUCCAUUUCUGGUUUUGGCAAGCUUGUUGUCAUCGCACAUUACAGAGUAUAUCUUCAGGAAUCCGUUCCUUUUCUUGGAGGAUUCCCAAGCAAUCGGGACCAGCAGCUCUCCAGGCUAUGUGCUCAACAACACAUUUCAAAGACUGUCAAAUGCAAACAAAUCUGAAGCACAUUCAUGGCGCGUUGAGUUCCUGAGAGUCGCUUUCCCGAGCACUACACAUAAUCACUUCAAGCAGAAAACAGAAUCUCCACUAGCCAACCAAGAAGACCCGGAUUGCAUAUACGCCUCAAUGGUCGACAAGUUUAUAUAUGGCUCUGCUUAUUUCUUCCUUAAUUCUCUCACUGGCCAGGAAGAAGCUGCCCGGAAGUCCGAUCUGCAUGCUCUGUUUCUGCGAGCUGGAAACAUAAACGGCCGUAUCCAGAGCCAACUCACGCAUUUCGAAUGGGUCUAUCAAGGCAUGUUGCUCAACCACCCAUUUUCAGUCCACUCGCUGUACAUGAAGGCGGAUCGCUUCCAUAAGCUGGAAGAUGACGAAGACAAGUCUCAUGAUGGGGAUGCGGUGAAAAUCAUAGUGAGUCCGAUGGUAAAAGUUUACGGAGACAGCAACGGAGAAAACUACGAAUCGGGACGCCUCUUGGUGAAGGCAGUUGUCUGGCUCGGUGAUCCUGAUAUGAAAGUUCAAGAGCCGAUGGACUCCCAGCCUGUCAAAGUCAAGACAGAACCGUUUGUACUCAUCGACUAA